Patella vulgata (common limpet) is the source of this 1704-nucleotide messenger RNA. RefSeq lists its product as uncharacterized. The record is from RefSeq and is a predicted model, not a curated record. The coding region runs from base 217 to 1584 and encodes 455 amino acids. NCBI's taxonomy places the organism in Eukaryota, Metazoa, Mollusca, Gastropoda, Patellidae. The transcript is spliced from 5 exons.
ACCGGGCUUCGGUUAUUUCCCUUUAUAAAGUUAAUGGAGUCGUUUCGUUUUCUAUGAGUUCAUUUAUUAAAGUGCAAAUCGUUAUACAAAAAUGUUAAAAUAUGAUUAAUACAUUUUAAACAAGAAAGGAUUCUGAACAAUGUGCUAAUGUAUGUAUUUAAUUUUCUUAUGGAUAUCCAGAUCUGGUUUUGGAACGCCCAACGCUAAUGUUGAACUAUGAGAAGUGUGAGAACUAUUUUCUCUAUUGGGCUGUUUUGCGUGGCUGUUGUUAUAUAUUUGCAGUUUAAGUAUACGUCGCUUUCUAUUAGGAUUUAUCGAGAGGAAAAUGAGGAGGCGAUCAGAGCACAAUUUAGAAAUAUGAGAAUGAAUUCAGAUAAAAUUAAUGAACGGGUUCCAAAGAAGUCAGAGGAUUUUGAGACAAAUAAAUUGGUUUAUCAGAGUCCAGCGCCUAGGCUCAUUCCAAUUCAAGUAGAUGAUCUCCGUUUGUUUGUUUAUUCUGCUGUAAUACACAAACGAACUACAACCUCACAGACAUUGGAUGUUCGAAUUCAAGCCUUGAACGGAGAACCUAACCAGCCAACAUUUCAGUGUUGCUUUCAUUUAGCUGAUAAAACUAUAUCAAAUGUUAAUGCUUCUAUUGUAUUUGGUUUUCCAUAUGGAGUAUUCAAAAGUUCCAUUUACAAAUGUCUUCUGCCAUAUCCCGGAAAGGAAAUCUUAUCUGUCAGUAUCCAAAAGACCUGUGAAAAUACCACCGCUAUGGGACUACAGCUAUAUAAACCUGAACGACCGGAAGGUCUACUUUCAGUUUGUGUUCAUGCAGUAUAUGGAUAUAUAGACCCAAUGAUAGUUAUACAAUGGAUGGAGAUACUGUGGCUUCAAGGCAUACGUAGUGUAUAUAUUUAUCCUUUAAUGUCAAUUAACAACAUAGACAGACGAACUUUAGAAGUUUUUAAAUUUUACGAAAAACGUGGUUUGGUCCGACUCAUUCCAUAUGAGUUGGCCGUGUUCGAACCAGAAAUGAUGUAUGAGAGGUUUAAAUCUAGAGAUGGUCAGAUGUAUUCCGAUGAAAUUUUACCCAUUUAUGACUGUAUGAUGAGGUCAUCAGAUUACACAUUCACAGCUGUACUGGACUUUGAUGAAAUUAUAGUUCCCAAAAAGGGACCACUGGAUUUAAUACCAAUGCUGAAUCAUGAGUAUCAACAUGAUGAGCACGCAGCUGCCUUUGUUUUCAGGAUAGAAAAUUUUAUAUUAAAUUGGACUAAAAGUAAUGAAACGAACCUUCACUUUAUGCAGUAUGUAAAGAGAACACUGGCGCUACAAGAUCAAUCUAAGAUAGUCUACGUCCAGGGAAGAUAUAAAACUGUUAAUAUGCACACAACAGAAGCUCUAAGAGGAUUUGGGGUAGUGUUCCUCCCUUCAAAGAAAGCAGCGGUUCAUCACUACACAGCGUGUAGACCUGCAUGGCGUCAGUCAUCAUGCCUAUCUGAAACAAACCGGCACCAAGAUCGGGCCAUGAUGGCCAUCGAAACACUUUUACUUGAACGACUGAAGACGGUACCCGACGAGUUAAGGUUUGGCAAAUAGCAAGCAACAGGAAAUAUUUUGUAUUUUUCUGGCAUAUAUAUCUGAAUAAAUUUAAACGAUCUUGUAUCAUUUAUUUUCAUUUGAUGUAUGGUUGCAAUCUAAUUAAAAUACAGAUCCAUA